Messenger RNA from Gordionus sp. m RMFG-2023, 2242 nucleotides. Its product is annotated as phosphatidate cytidylyltransferase, photoreceptor-specific-like. The transcript has 11 exons. The record is from RefSeq and is a predicted model, not a curated record. Gene Ontology annotation, molecular function: phosphatidate cytidylyltransferase activity. The coding region runs from base 40 to 1449 and encodes 469 amino acids. Gene Ontology annotation, cellular component: endoplasmic reticulum membrane. Lineage: Eukaryota; Metazoa; Nematomorpha; Gordioida; Chordodea; Parachordodidae.
UAAUCCUUCACCUAAAUCAAAUGUUCCAAAAUUUUAAAUAUGACUGAUGUCGAUGUGAGAAAGAGAAAUAUACCAUAUGAUGAAAAUUUAAAAGAUCUUCAUCAUGUCUCUGGUGACCAAAAUUUUACAGACUCAAAUAAGGAUGAUGAUGAGGAUGACGAUGAAAAAAUCAUUCAAGAUGUAGAUGCUGAAAAAUUAAAGUUAUUAUUAGGGCAAGCUUCUGACAAUACCACUGAUGUCUUAGAUAAAUCUCUCAAUAAAUUAUCACCCAAAUGGAAAAACUACGUGGUUCGAGGCAUAUUUAGUUUCCUUAUGAUAUCAACCUUUUGCCUGGUUAUUUAUCUUGGUCCUUUAGCUCUCCUGAUAUUGAUUCAAAUCAUACAAUUAAAAUGUUUCGCCGAGAUAAUCUCCAUUGGUUAUGCCGUGUACAGGAUCGAUAAGCUGCCCUGGUUUCGGACCGUCAGUUGGUACUUUUUGAUAACUUCCAAUUACUACUUUUACGGCGAAAGCAUGGUCGAGUACUUUGGAACUCUAGUUAAUCGCAGGUUCAACUUUUUGAGUUUUCUCAUAACGUAUCACCGAUUCAUAUCCUUCACCCUUUACAUCAUUGGAUUCGUCCUGUUCGUGCUCAGCUUGAAGAAAAAAUUUUACAUGAAGCAAUUUUCGUUGUUCGCUUGGACUCACGUUACCCUUAUGAUUAUAGUCAUUCAAUCUCAUCUAUUAGUGCAAAAUAUAUUCGAGGGAUUAAUAUGGUUUAUAGUGCCCGUAUCGAUCAUAGUAUGCAACGAUAUUGGAGCCUAUCUCUUCGGUUUCUUUUUCGGAAGAACUCCCCUCAUCCAGUUAUCGCCCAAAAAAACGUGGGAAGGGUUUUGGGGCGGUUUAGUCUCUACGCUCAUAUUUGGAUGGAUAAUAUCGGGUUUACUGUGCCGUUACAAAUACAUGGUGUGCCCUAUCGAGUACAACGAGAAAAAGGACACCUUUUCUAUCGAUUGUAUCCCAGGGCCAGUCUUUCAACCCAGACUCAUCCCCUACCAAUCUUCCAUGACCCAUUUCUUUCGAUUGUUCAAUAUUCCCAUCGACAAGUUAGCUAUAUACCCGUUUCAAUUGCAUUCAUUGUCCAUGUCGCUUUUUGGGUCCGUAAUUGGUCCUUUUGGCGGAUUUUUUGCCAGCGGUUUUAAGCGAGCCUUUAAAAUCAAAGACUUUGGGGGAAUGAUUCCUGGUCAUGGAGGUGUAAUGGAUAGGUUUGAUUGUCAAGUUCUCAUGGCAACAUUUGUUCACGUUUACUACUCUAGCUUUAUAAAAUUACCUAAUAUCGAGAAAAUACUUCAUCACAUUUUCUUACUCAAGCCCGAUCAACAAUUGGCAAUAUUUUCCGAAAUCAAACAGAGGCUCAUCAAUAACCAUUUGCUCCCAGAUAUACCAAAAUCACAUAAUCACUCAUUUACAUAAAAAAUUUUAACAAUUAAAUAUAUAUAUAUAUUUUAAAAAUAUAUAAUAUUAAAAAUAUAAAUUAUAAUUUAAAUUCUCUUAAACUAUAUAUAUCGUAUAAUUGGAGUUUUUAGUAGAACUGAUAGGUAGUGUUGUUAAGCGGCUCGAUUUUUAAAAAGCGCCAAGCCAAUAUUUUAGCCAUGAAUAUUAGACAAGCCUGGAGAUUUUUCUCAUAAAAGGUAGAAAUGUUUGGGCAUCGAUUAAUAAAAUUUCUAGUCUUUAUGUCUUAUUUUUUGGCUAAAAUAUUGGGCUAGCCGGUUUUAAGAAUCGAUCCGAACAACACUACUGAUAGGGAAAAUGUAAUCUUAGUUAAUUUUGUCCAUUUUGUUUUAGUAAGAAUAUGUUAAAAUAUUUGUAUUUAUUUUUUGAAAAUUUAUCUUCAUAUCGAGUAAUAUUGUAUUAUAUCGAAUAUAUCGUGCACGACGUCUUAUAGUAAAAAUAUAUUAUUUAUAUAUUUUUUUUUAUUUGUAGCAUAUUAUGAGUUUAAUAUUACUAUAUUUUGUCCCAUCUAUUCUCUUGAUCCAAUGUAUGUUUAGUAACAAUUAUUUUUAUAACGAAAAUAAAAAUUUUUAAAAAAAAAUAAUUAUAAUUAUACGCGCAAAUAUAUUUUAUAAAUUGUCCUUUUUAUUAUUUGUAUAAAACUCUUUUUUAAAAAAAAAUAUAACCAAAAUAGAUUCAAAAAUUUACCUAGUUUAAAAAAAUGAAAACCAAAUUAUAUUCUUUAAUGUAUUAAAUUUAUACGUCGAUCGUAAUU